This is a messenger RNA of Xylaria bambusicola, 2697 nucleotides long. RefSeq lists its product as uncharacterized. The transcript is spliced from 2 exons. Bases 205 to 2433 code for a protein of 742 amino acids. Lineage: Eukaryota; Fungi; Ascomycota; Sordariomycetes; Xylariales; Xylariaceae. The record is from RefSeq and is a predicted model, not a curated record.
CCUUGUGCCGAAGUCGACUUCUUUCUCGCCGUCACCUUCCGCGUGUCACCUGCACGGCUAUGCCCUACCCUUGCUUGCUAAGGUCAUGUAGCUAGACGUUGUUGGUUCAGUACAUUAUUUGUCUAUAAUCGUGGCCGUUAAAGUGUACUUGGCAGGGGAAACGCAGAGACUGUCUCCGUUGGCGCGGUCUAGCGGCCUCGCAACAUGGCUUACAAUCAAUACAAUGUUUAUGCCGACGAUCGCCGAUCUUCAAACACGCGCCGGGAGUCGUAUAGGCCAAGCGAACGAUCAUACACUGCCCAGCGUGAUUCACGAGACGGUAGAUAUGUGAAGGAACCGGGCGAGAUCCGAAGCCCUCACGAAAACCGACCCCCCCGCGAACACCGCCGCGAUAACGAGUCACCAAGACCCAACAAUGAUGCCACUUCCAACCCUUCUGAAGGUUCCCGGCGCAUACCAAAGAUCUCGGCAGCAAACCUGCCCAACAAGCCCGGUGAUGGGCCACGCAUCAACCGAAUCAAUAUAGUCACAGAUAAGCACAUAGCUACGAACCCUAGCCCUGCUGGCAACUCUACCGCCAUAACAAUGCCGGAUGCAAAAAACCCUAAGCUUCAAGAGACAUUCCAAAAUGCGUACAGCUGGGGGGAGAAGCAUCAUAAACGUCUUCUAUUGCGCAUACGCAGAGAUAAAUUGGGGCAGGAGCGCGACCAACACCGACAAGAAAAUCAAAAAUUUAGCAAGGGCGCCGACAAAUAUCCACCAUAUCGCGAUCAUGUUUUAAAUGAGAAAUUUGAGUCAAUAUAUCGUGCUGUCGACGAUGAGACACAGGCUGUCGAAAACGAGUACCGCCGCGACCUCGAACGACUCGUCUCUUCUUUGAUGACUACUUCAGAGCCGGCGACCGUAAACCGUCAGGAUCCAGUAAUUGCUGCCUUAGAGGCCAAAGUCGAACAAGUCUCUGAACAAGCCGCCAAACAAGCUGAACAAAUUCAGAGUCUCCUCGAGGAAAACAAAAAAUUCAGCACUCUAAAGUCGGAAUAUGAUGCACUGAGGUCCGACCAUGAUGCGCUGAGGUCCGACCAUGAUGCACUGAGGUCCGACCAUGAUGCACUGAAGUCACAUUACAAGGCACUAGAGUCAAAAAUAUGCACAUGCGAAGAUAAGACUCACGAGCUACAGUUGCAACAAGCUGAUAUGACGUCUGAAAACGAGAGCUUGAGAAAACAAUUAGAGGACCUUCGAGAUGAUACCCAGGCUCAUGACGUGAAGCUAGCUCAAGUAGCCAAACAAUCGACAGAUGCAGCCAAAGCUCAGCAAGCUUCAAUCGAAUCUCAGAAAGUAUUUGUAACAGGGCUGGAGGAGCGUAUGGCAGGCAUAGAAGCCAAACUCGACGACUUCAAGGACUAUGGCGAUAUUAAAGAAAAGGUUGACGAGCUAGAUAUGUCUACGCUGAUGGAAAUCUACUCGGGAUGGGGGGAUAACACAUACAAUCUGAAAACCCUACUGGCCGAGUAUUCUGAACAUCGUGAUCAAAACGGCUGUUCUAUUUCCGAAACCUUUCGGUCGCUGAGGCAAACAGUAAAUUCAUUGCGGGUUGGCCUAAGCAACAGCCCACUAUCUCACGUCGACACACCUUCGCUGACUGAGACAAUUAAAAGGGUCGUUGAGCCCGAAAUCGAAGCUGCCAAAACUCUGAUAGAGACAGACAACAAGAUCCUGUGCGAAGGAAGGGAUCGCCUCAUUGCUUCGAUGAUUGACGCUCUUAAAGCCCGGGUCACUCUCCUGGAAGACCCAGCAUUGGGUCAUUCGGAACUCAGUAACCGUGUUCACUCACUUGAGCAAUGGAGAGUCCAGUGCGACCCUAGUAUGGAUCGCAGCCAAGGGCUAAAUCUGGUAGAGCGAGUUACGCUCCUGGAGGGAAAAGAGUUUGGCCACCACAUUGAUCGGAUUGAUAUUACAGUCAGCAAGUUGAGUGAAGAUUAUGAUGCUCUCAAAAGCGAUGUCAGCCGAUUACCAGAACAAGACUGGGUAGAAGACCGCCUACAACAAGUAGCUGGCAGCUUCGGCAUAUAUUCUGAGAUUGUCGAUGAGGCGAAAGACUCUCGCCGCAAACUCCUUGCACUAGAAUUAGCCUUCGUCAACCUGGAAUCCAAAUAUCAGAACUUAAACACAAAACAACUGGCGGAACAUAUUGUACGGUUGACAAACCCAGGCAUUGAGCAACGACUGGGAAGACUCGAAACUAGGUCUGAGCAGCUUGAAACUAAACUUAGUGGAAGCGAUAGAACGACCGCCUAUCACACAGAACAAUUGAACUCGCUUUUGAAAACAGUGAAGUCGAUUGGUGAGAAACGGACAGCAUCUCCUGGACAGCUGGACGAGUCUGUUAAAAAACGAAGGUUUGAGAUUAACGGUCGGCACCCCUCAUCCUAGAUUAGCUGGCUCGCCUAUAUCUUGAUGGGAGACAAGAUAUCGCAUGGCCGAGCUCGCAAUGCUGACUACAUAUGUUGGGGAGUACAUAUGUAGAACGUACAAUCAAAGGAAGAACAAGCUUUUCCUGGCGUUUUAGACAUACAUGUCCCCUCAAAGCUCAAGAUACUGCUGCUAUGCGCUUGGAGUUCGGUAACUUGUCUCUCUAGAUCUUCACGCUGCCUCCCCUCUUUUGUUUUCCAUUUUGAUACGAAUAUACCCUCCUGC